This is a messenger RNA of Gadus chalcogrammus (walleye pollock), 2816 nucleotides long. Its product is annotated as DNA-binding protein SMUBP-2-like. Gene Ontology annotation, molecular function: DNA binding; zinc ion binding; 5'-3' DNA helicase activity. NCBI's taxonomy places the organism in Eukaryota, Metazoa, Chordata, Actinopteri, Gadiformes, Gadidae. The record is from RefSeq and is a predicted model, not a curated record. The coding region runs from base 1 to 2397 and encodes 798 amino acids. The transcript is spliced from 11 exons.
AUGGGUUCUGGAACCAAGGAAACACAUGGGGUAUCGGUUCUUCCAAGUAACGGCUUCAGGACCGGCUUCAUUGGACGAUGGCCUCUGCUGUACGUCCUGGUUCCCCAGGUCCUGUGCUGCGCCCCCUCCAACGUGGCGGUUGAUAACCUGGUGGAGCGGCUGGCCCGCUGUAAGGUGAAGGUCCUCAGGCUGGGCCACCCCGCCCGGCUGCUGGAGUCCAUCCAGAAACACUCUCUGGACGCCGUGCUGGCCAAGAGUGACAACACUAACAUCAUCUCUGAUAUCCGGAAGGACAUGGAUAAGGCUUUCAUGGGGAUGAAGAAGACGCGGAAUAAAGGUGAACGUUUUAGUUUCAAACGAGAGAUCGGGGAGCUGCGGAAAGAGCUCCGAUCCAGGGAAGCAACGGCCAUCGGUCAGGUCCUAAAAAGUGCAGACGUGGUGUUAUCAACCAACACAGGGGCCUCCAACGAUGGGCCCCUUAGACACCUGCCGCCCGGCCACUUUGACUGGGUGGUGAUAGACGAGUGUGCCCAGGCCCUCGAGAGCAGCUGCUGGAUCGCUCUGCUCAACGCACGCAAAUGCAUCCUGGCUGGGGACUACAAGCAGCUCCCCCCCACCAUCAAGUCCCAAACCGCUGCGUCGAAGGGCCUGGCAGUCAGUCUGAUGGAGAGACUGAUCCAGAAGUUUGGGGCCUCCGUGGUUCGCAUGCUGACGGUCCAGUACCGCAUGCACCACCUCAUCAUGGACUGGGCCUCCAGGGAGAUGUACCAGGGGCGUCUGACCGCACACAGCUCAGUGCAGGGCCACCUGCUGAAAGAUCUACCAGGAAUUGCAUGCGUCGAGGAGACCAGCACACCCCUGCUCCUCAUCGACACGGCGGGCUGUGGGCUGAGCGAGAUGGAGGUCACAGAAGAACAGUCCAAGGGCAACCAAGGGGAAGUGGACCUUGUUGAACUACACAUCAUAUGUUUGACGGAGGCUGGACUAAAACCUCAAGACAUCGCCGUCAUUGCUCCAUACAAUUUACAAGUGGAUCUUCUGCGCCAGAGGCUCUCUGGACGGUAUCCAGCCCUGGAGAUCAAGUCUGUGGACGGCUUUCAGGGCAGAGAGAAGGAGGCUGUGGUGUUAACACUAGUCAGGUCCAACCGAAAAGGUGAGGUUGGAUUCCUUGCUGAGGACAGAAGGAUCAACGUGGCGGUGACGCGCGCCCGGCGCCACCUGGCCGUGAUCUGCGACUCCCAGACGGUUCAGAGUCACGCCUUCCUCAAGUCCCUCAUCAGUCACAUGACGGACCACGGCGAGGUCCGCACCGCCUUCGAGUACCUCCAGGACAUCGUGCCGCUGAACUACACUCGCAGCCUGAACGACAGCAAGACCAAGUUCUCUGCUGCCUCGUCAACCAAGCAGAAGGUCAAACUUCAGGCUGCAGGCAAAGAGAACCAAAAGACCCAGACGAAGGCUGCUGGGGGCAGGGUCCCAGAAGACCCGGUGAACCAGAAGCGGCAGCCCACCAAGCCCCGCAUCUUAACCGCAGAAGAGGAGCUGAAGACGCAGACCCGGUCCGCCGAGAUUAGGGAGCAGGUGGAAACUUACCUAAGGGAUCCUUCUCAAGAAGAACUGCGAUUCCCACCGUCGCUCAACUCCCACGACCGCAUGCUGGUGCACCGGAUUUCCGAGGAGCUCGGGCUGGGACACGAGAGCAGAGGAGAGGGUAGAGACCGCUGCAUCACCGUCUCCAGACCUCCUCCUGGGUCCGGGCCGACGCGACCAGAACCAGAAGAAGAGGAGGAGGAGGAGGAGGAGGAGGAGGAGGAGGAGGAGGAGACGGUAUCGGAGCCACAAGCGGCCACCUCUUCUCAACAACCACCAGGGGAUCUUAAGAGUCUGCACCUGGAGAGGAUGAAGAGGGAGCAGCAGAGACGGGAGGAGGCAGCUCAGCAGAAGAGGCAGGUUCAGGCAGCGAUUGGGAAGCUCCCCACGGCCAAGAAGCCUGCGAAAGGAAAGAGCCGCACCAAAGCCGGGGUCUGUGACAUUGCCGCGGCCGCGGGCGCGGAGGAGGACUUCGACACUCUGAUAUCGGCGGUGCUGAAGGCGGAGAGUGUGUGCAGUCUGGUCAAGUGCAAGGCCUCCGUGCGGCUGCUCGGCCAGCUCUGCCCCUACUGCAACCGACAGUUCUGUCUGGGCCACCACGUACCAGAGGUUCAUGGCUGUGGGGACAAGGCCAAGGCCAACGCUCGCAUGAGGAUCAGCAGGGAAGGCGUUCUGUACGCUGGAAGUGGGAAAAAGGACACUUCUAUGGAUCCCAACAAGAAGGCCUAUCUGCAACGUAAGCUGGACUCAAAACUCAAGGACAUGGAAUCUAAAAGGAAACUCAAAAGCAAAGAGAAAAGUAAUUAGUUAUUCUAGUUUAAAAUGUCAUAAAGAUACAUGUGAGAUAAGAUUUACAAUAUAUAUGAUGGCAGCAGUGAACACAAUCUCUGACUUUGAACACACUAGCAAACAUUAACUGAAGACAUUAACUACAUUGCAAUAAAGCAGUGGUUCUGAAACGGGGGUACUCUGGAGGACUGCAGGGGGUACUAAUUUAAAUAAAUAAAUAAAUAAAUAAAAGCAAACUAUGUAUAUUUGUUUCACCCUGAGCAAGUUUUAAUUUGGAAAGCUAGACAAAAGAAAAUUUAGAAAAUGUGAUGGGAUGUGAUUGGUUGAAACAUAAUUCUGACAAUAAGUAGAAAGGAGAAUCUGUGAGAAAGAAAGCACAUCCAGAAUCAAUAAAAUGUUGUCGGUUUCGGGAGGAAUAUUUUUUUUCUACAUGCUCU